Messenger RNA from Babesia bigemina, 2605 nucleotides. RefSeq lists its product as hypothetical. The annotation marks the transcript as partial. The transcript has a single exon. NCBI's taxonomy places the organism in Eukaryota, Apicomplexa, Aconoidasida, Piroplasmida, Babesiidae. The record is from RefSeq and is a predicted model, not a curated record.
UUAUCCACUGUACAUCGCCCCUUAAUCCACUCCACAUCGCCCCUUUGUCCACUCUACAUCGCCCCUUUGUGCACUCUACAUCGCCCCUUUAUCCACUCUACAUCCCUUGAAUCACCUCGCCAUAAUACCGCUAUGACCUCUAUCCACCAUGACAAUAACUUCUGCCUUGUCACCCUUCACCUCCCUUCUUCCACCUCUUGCCACUGCCCUGACCAUGGGCCGCCUAGGGAGCUUGACAAGAAAUUUGAUAAAAUUUUUAACCUCAAAAAUACCUCAAAUAACAACCCUACUAACAUCCUUAAUAACCUCUGCACCGGCCUCGAGACCUUCCUUGGCUUCAACAAAGACUCCAAAGGCUACACUGGCCAGGGGAUUGUGUACUCUGACUUGGAUAGGCUUUGUGAUGCAGUGAUGGGAUUUUUGUAUCAGGUGCUUAGGGAUGUCAGCGAGAAACAGCCUUACAGUGUGGGUAAAAAUAUAUUAAUUAACAACAUUUUAACGCUUAUUAACAAACAUCUUUGCUCAGGUCACGAGGGCUUUAAAAGGCUUUUCACCGAGUUGCCUGCUCGCAUCGCGGGGUAUAACAGGGAAGUGCAGGAGGGGAAUGAGAAAGUUAAACAACCAAUAAAAAAGCUUGAAGGGGAGAUGAAAGAGCUUAAAACUCAGGUAAGUGCUAUAUUAAAUGAUAAUGCUGUUGCAGGUACUACUAUGAUCCUGAGGACGGGGGACGCCGAUGUCGCUAAGCAAGCGGUUGAUGACGUGAACCGGAAGUUAAAGGAUUCAAUUAAGGCGACUGUCGGAUUCACCGAGACUACUAAGACUUUGCAGACUGAGAUUGCUGAUUUGAAUUUCGACACUCGUAAUAAUGUUAAUAAUGCUAUAAAUGCCAUGAAACGUGAAUUAGACGUGCUGCAAUUUUCGUGUCAGAAUCAGAGUCACGAUUUGGAAUACAGCAUUAAGAAAGUUGUUGAGAGGUGCAAUGACAUACAUAGAAAAGUCGAUGAUGAGACUAGGACAAAAGUGGAGGCUCUAUUAAAUGAUAUUAGAAACAAAAUGAACGCAUUUCAAAGUACCAUGAAAAAAGACAUUUACCAACCAUUGAGCGACUGGGUUAAGAACAAUAAAGAGAAAUUAGUAGCAUCCCGCAGUUACGUCGGCGACGAUAUUUUGAUAUUCGAAGAUCGUUAUCCUAAGAUUCAUACGGCGCUUGCGGAAAUAAAAAAGGUGGUUCAGCCGCUGAAUGAUUUGAUGUCCAUCGGUAUCCGUAUGAAAAACCAACCAGUGCUUGAAGGAUUUGCCGAAGAUCUAAAUAAUGCAGUAGAAAUAUUUCCUAAAGCGAUAGAGACAGAUCUAGACAGCUUGCGUAUACAAAUCACAAAAUUGAUGAACGAAUACGUUACAAGUUUAAGUGAUGGUGAAGCAUAUGCUGGCCUUUGUUCUGAAUUCAUAAAUAAUGUUUUAGAAAGCGUAAUUAAGACGCUUGAUGCGAAGGCAGCCGAGAGAGGUAAUACGGUACUUAAAAAGUACGGAUCUAUGAAAAUCAAUAUUGAGAAAUUCAUGGAAAAUUCAAAAGGCGAUUUACAGCGUAUAGGGCAGUUAGUUCAAGGCAUCAAAAACGACAUUUCGAAUCUUAAAACUCAAUCGACCAAUACGAAUGUACCAGACUCAACGCUUACAAGCAUCACUAAAACCUUACCCACCAACAUGAGAUCGCUAACUACAAGCAUUAAUAGGAUACUCGAUGUUGCCGAAGAAGUGGAAAGCAAAUUAGAUACGUGGUUACAGGAAGUGGAGUCAUAUAUUUCCGCAAUCGAUGGACUGCGUAGCAAAUGCGUCAGCGGACUGCAGUCGUAUAUAAACUCGGCAAUCACCGACUCGAAAAACAUAAUCAUCACAGACCUCAGGAAACGCUACGUUCGUCAUACUAAACUAAUGCUCACCGCGUUCGCGGACAAGGUCAGCCAGGAGUUGCAGGGGUUGCCGGGGGAGAUUGAGAGGGAUCUGCGCAUCGGGUUCAAGGGGUUGAUGAGAGUGAUGGGAGGUAAUAAGUACACUGUAAAACCAGACCAUUCUUCAUAUUUUGAUGAUAAUUUGCCCACUGAAUUGUUUAACGAAAUUUCCAAUCUUGCCCAGCCCCUUGCUCCGUCACCUAAGGGCGCACAGCAUCUUGGGAAAUUCAAAGAACUCUCCACAGCAUUCCACGCCUAUUUCACUAAUAUUCAUAAGUAUACUGAUUACCAAAUCAAAUCCGAAAUUGCGUCGGAACCGCAGGCCCUUCAAGGCAUCAAUGCUACCAACCUCCAGCACCUCACCGCCGUCAACACUAAAUUCAACGAAUUACUCGACCACCUCAAAAAUGACUCUACACCUUCUAGAACAUAUAUAUUUGAUCAUACAUACACCAAAAAGCAUGAAUCCCUCUCCUCCUCCCUCCACCUCCUCCACCCCUCCCACUUCGCCAACCCCCGGCACCCGGAGCUGCUCGAUGCGGUCAGAGCGGGGCUGCAGGGGUUUGUCGAGCAGAUGGAGCGGGUGUAUGUGAACGGGUAUGAUGAUGGAACAUUAAUCAAUUUUACGUUAAAUCCACUUGUUAAAAAUGAUGCUG